Messenger RNA from Cryptococcus amylolentus CBS 6039, 1377 nucleotides. RefSeq lists its product as hypothetical. NCBI's taxonomy places the organism in Eukaryota, Fungi, Basidiomycota, Tremellomycetes, Tremellales, Cryptococcaceae. The record is from RefSeq and is a predicted model, not a curated record. Bases 1 to 1377 code for a protein of 458 amino acids. Gene Ontology annotation, molecular function: transaminase activity; pyridoxal phosphate binding. The transcript is spliced from 6 exons. Gene Ontology annotation, biological process: biosynthetic process.
AUGACCACCGAGACCGUCGGCCUAGCUCCCCAGCCCCAGCCCUCCAUCUUGGAGGAGUACUCGAAUGGCGUCGCCCCCAAGUACAACCCCCAUGACCACUUGAGCGACAGGUCCAAGGUCACAGAGGUGGAUGGCAUCCGUGGAUUAAUGAGCCUCGAAAAGGGCGACGUCGUGUCUUUCUAUAGCGCUGGUCGACCCAACCCCGUCACCUUCCCCUUCGAAUCCAUCACCCUCAAUCUCAAGUCCCCUCUGGGCUCCACCUCCACCGACAUCCCUCCCUCUGUCACCAUCGACGGUGAAGACCUCAAUGUCGCACUGCAAUACGCUCCCUCCGCAGGUCUUCCCAAGCUCACCUCUUGGCUCUCCGACCUCCAGUCCACCGUCCACAAGCGCGACAAGUCCGACUUUGCCAUCUCUCUCGGCAGCGGCUCGCAAGACUUGAUGUACAAGGGCUUCCUCGCCGUGCUCAACCCGGGCGACCCUGUCUUGCUCGAGACCCCGAUCUACUCGGGAGUGCUGCCGCCAUUGAAGUUUUUGCGUGCCGAGAUGAUUGAGAUUGAUGUGGAUGAGCAGGGAGGGUCGGCGGUCAAUUUGGAGAAGGCUUUGAGCGAGUGGCCGAAGGGGAAGAAGAUGCCCAAGGUACUUUACUCUUCGCCUGUUGGUUCCAACCCUUCGGGAUGCUCUGCGCCCAGAGAGAGGAAGCUGGAGAUCUUGAAGGUCUGCAAGAAGUAUGGUAUCUUGAUCUUUGAGGACGAUCCUUACUACUACCUUGCCGAAAAGCACAUUCCCAGUUACUUUGCCCUCGAGACUGAAGUCUACCCCGAAGGCGGCCAUGUUGUCCGAUUCGACUCUUUCUCCAAGCUCCUCUCUGCCGGUCUCCGUCUCGGUUUCGUUACCGGUCCCAAGGAGAUCACCCACGCCAUCGACGUCAUCACCGCCGGCGCCAACCUCCACACCAGUGGUGUCUCCCAAGCGGUCGCCCUCCGCCUCAUGCAAGAAUGGGGCCUCGAAGGUUUCCUCAACCACGGCCGCCAAGUCGCCCACCUCUACGCUACCCGCCGUGCUCAAUUUGAAGCUUCCGCGCACAAGUACCUGGACGGGCUGGCGUCGUGGGUGUCGCCUGUGGCUGGAAUGUUCCUCUGGGUGGAUUUGAGUGAGGCGGGGAUUGAGGAUUCGUACGAGUUGAUUAGGCAUGAGGCUUUGGCGAAGGGUGUGCUUGGUGUACCCGGUGUUGCUUUCUACCCCCACGGCCGAAAGUCUCCACACGUCCGACUGUCCUUCUCCAUUGUCGACCUCGAGCAGGACACCGAUCUCGGCUUCCAAAGACUCGCGGAGGCUAUCAGGGAGAAGCAAGCCACGCUUGGUAUCAAGGCUUGA